Phoenix dactylifera (date palm) is the source of this 2125-nucleotide messenger RNA. NCBI's taxonomy places the organism in Eukaryota, Viridiplantae, Streptophyta, Magnoliopsida, Arecales, Arecaceae. The record is from RefSeq and is a predicted model, not a curated record.
GCCAUUGGAUGGCCUUUUUACAGGCAAAGGUUUGACGGAGUUAAACUAUAUGUUUUUACUGGGGAUUCGAAAAGUACUCUACCCUUCUGUUCCCCUCUCUCUUUAGACAGGCUUCCAGAGAGAGCGAGCGAGCGAGCGAGAGAGAGAGAGAGAGUUAAAACAGGAGCUUAUUUUCUUUCAAAGAAAAAGAGCGCAUUUGCCAACUUCGCCCUGCUAGGACUAGAGAACAGACACCACUGUGGGCGGGUUCAGUGGAAUAAAUAGCGGCAAGUGGGUGGGAGCUGGGAGCGAGCUUCUAAUGCUGUAGAAUGAGAUUUCCAUGCAAUCCUUACUUAGCUGUGAGUAGCGCAGCCCCUCUCUCACACACAUUCUGCAGAGAGAAGACUGAGUUUUCUUCUCUCUCUCUCUCUCUCUGUCUCUCUCUCUCUCUCUCUCACACACACACACACACACACAAACACACUGCAGAGAGAAGACUGAGUUUUCUUCUAUUUUGAUCUCAAGCAACGGCAACGAACAGGAGCUGAAAUGACUAAGGAUGAUGGCUUCAAGGUCCUCAAAAUCCAGAGAGAAGACUGAGUUUUCUUCUAUUUUGAUCUCAAGCAACGGCAACGAACAGGAGCUGAAAUGACUAAGGAUGAUGGCUUCAAGGUCCUCAAAAUCCAGCAACGGCAACGAACAGGAGCUGAAAUGACUAAGGAUGAUGGCUUCAAGGUCCUCAAAAUCCAGACGUGCAUACUCAAGGUGAGCAUACAUUGUGAUGGAUGCAAGCAGAAAGUUAAGAAGCUCCUCCAAAAAAUUGAAGGAGUCUACUCAGUAAGCAUAGAUUUGGAGAAUCAGAGGGUCGCUGUCUCAGGAAAUGUGGAUUCCGAAACUCUGAUAAAAAAGCUGGCCAGAUCAGGCAAACAUGCAGAGCUCUGGUCUCAGAAAACCAGCAGCCAAAACCCCAAGCCCAACCAACAGAAGCAACAGAGGCAAGCUGCUGCUGCCCAUCCAAGGAUGGAUGGCGGCAAGAACAACAACAAAGACCAAGGCAAGCAACGCCUCAUCCAAGGCCUCAGAGCCUUCAAGAAUCAGCACAAUAAGCUUCCCUCAUUGAGCUCUGACGAGGAAGAGUAUGAUGAUGAUGACGAAGUCGAAGGCCUGGAUGUGCUGCCUUUCCUUGAUAUGAACCCAAUCAAUUUCCUGAGGCAGACAAGCAAUGCAGCAGCCGGUGCAAAGGAAAAUUGCAACGGCAAUGCUGGUGGGCAUGAUAAUGGCGGAGCUGGAAAGAAGAGUGGAGGAAAUACCAACCCGAGUCAGGUAGAGAACAAAAAUGGAUCCCAGAAAAAGGGCAUGGACAUUUCGGCUAAUAGCAAGAUCAUAAAUGGUGUCUACUUGGGUGGCGGCAAUCCUAACGCAGGGGUCAUCAAUGGCGUCCGCUUGGGUGGCAGCAAUCCUAACGCUGGGGUCAUCGAUGGUGUCCGCUUGGGUGGCAGCAAUCCUAACGCAGGGAUCAUCAAUGGUGUCCACUUGGGUGGCGGCAAUCCUAACGCAGGGGCGAUAAGAAGGGUGAAUGACAUAAACGGCAUGACGACGGGUCUUCAUGGCCUUGGUCGAAACAGUGGAAAUGGAUUCUCUGGCUACGCAAGGUUCCCAUCGAAUGGUGAGGGAUUUGGAGAGCGUCGUCAGUCCCCCAUGAUGGAGAACAUGCAAGGGUAUCAGGCCCAUCCAUCAUCCAUGAUGAACAACUUGAUGGGGCGCAGCAAUAACAUGAUCAUGCACGACAGCAGAUCCAUGCAACCUCAGAUGAUGUACCGUAGGUCCCCUCAGAUAUCUCCUUACACUGGCUACUACCCCUGCUAUCCAAAUCCCUACCAUCCCAGCAACCUGUCAGAAAAUAGUGAUUAUGGCAUUCAUCUUUUCAGUGAUGAGAACACCAGCUGGGGCUGUGUUGUGAUGUAGAAUGGUUUCGUAGGUUGAGUUAGGCAAGUCUUUUCUUCUUUUAUUUCUUUGUUGUUAUAAUGCCGCUACCUAUUCCUGUUGUUAGUGCAUUAGUUUGGUGCUUAAGAGUUAAAGCUGACGGCUUCAUGGAUAAUUAUUUCAAGAAGCUAUGGAACAUAGUAGUGCGAUAUACCAUUUAGUG